Puccinia graminis f. sp. tritici CRL 75-36-700-3 is the source of this 1848-nucleotide messenger RNA. RefSeq lists its product as uncharacterized. The record is from RefSeq and is a predicted model, not a curated record. NCBI's taxonomy places the organism in Eukaryota, Fungi, Basidiomycota, Pucciniomycetes, Pucciniales, Pucciniaceae. The transcript has 4 exons. The coding region runs from base 131 to 1603 and encodes 490 amino acids.
CGGGCCCGUCUCCUAUCAUAUUUCUAAACAUCUCAUCCGUCCAUCCACCGCGCAAGAACAAGCGUCGAGAAGGCUCACGAGCUUAGCCAUUGUGACAACCCUCUCCCUAGGAACUUUCAUCAGUGCCGGAAUGUUUAGAAAGGCCUCGGAAGGAAUCGACAUGACUAAGUCUAAUAAAUGGUCGGACUUGUCUCCCACUGCUCAACAGAUUUUUAAUCCAAACCCGGGGGAGGCAGCGGAUCACCUGAAGGCGUCCAAAAUUCGGUAUGACAAGUUGCACACCAGAAUUCAGCAGUCACUUGCCAAAGGAAACCUAAUCCAUGUCGAGGAUGGCGAGGGGGACGAUCUCUGGCAAAAUCUUCUUGGAAUUAUGGAAAAUACGACACCCACAAAGGUGUUCUUACACGGAGGCUUCUGGAAACUCCGAGAUGCAUGCGCCCAGGCCAUGUGGGAUUAUAACCGCGAAACCUUCGGCAUCACAAAGCCAGAAAUCAUGACACUUCACGGAAGCUUCGGUAAAGGGCUACAGUCUUUUGACCACGCUGAAGGGAAGCGUCUCCUCUCAGAAGAAGAUAUCCAAAAUCUAAAAGCAGCUAGUCUAGACCUAAACAACCAUGAGUACCUGAAGAAAAUUGACGAGGCUACUAAAAGUUUGAAAGAAACCCUCAAAAAUAACGAUUUCACCACCAUUGCCUUAAAAACAGCUCCUGCUGGAUUGGUCGACAUCAUCGAGGAAUUCAAGCACAAAGUCGCCAUCAUUUGGACGGGACCCGUCGAAAGAGUACCCAAAUCCUCAACCUGGGAGACAAAAUACAACUAUUAUCAAGCCCCAGAAGAAGGCGAUAAGUUACUAGACAUGAAAGUCCCGAUCGUCAUAGUUAGUCCGUGGACCGGAAACGCUAGAAUGAGUGCAAUCAUAGAUAAAAAGUUCAUGCCGCAAUACCGCUCACUUCUUCCCAAAGGCACAAUCUACAUCCCCACUGAUCUCAGUUUCCCCGGUUUCCACGAUCUUGCAAGCAUGCGGUUGAAGCCGACAUCGAAGUUUUCGUACUACAUCUUCGCCCUUGCUGAGGGAUUAAGAGAUAGAAUGAUAGAAUCUGCUAACGUGAAAGCAGCUGACCUUGAUGCUGAGGAGGAGUUAAUUCUUAGUCAAAAUCUGUCGAACGCAGAGUUUGAAGAAAAAAGGGAAGAUAUCAACAUGAGACGGGCGUCACAAUUACACCUGGGGUUUCGCUGGAAACGUUUCCGUGAUAUGGACACGGUGGAUAGCGUUUUUCGGGAGUUCUGUCCAGUUGAUCAUGCCGUUCAAUUCGUAACCGACCCAAAGAUGAAGCAGUAUGUGAAAGAAGUGGUGGAAGUUAGAAUCAAUCGACCCGACAAAGUCGUUAGAAAAUAUCAAGUCGACGUCACGGCAGAACGGGGCACCAAUGUCUACAUCAUCAGUCAAAUGGAUUCCAAACUCCUUGAGAGCAAAACUCAAUCUAUGAUUUCGUGGAUGGCGACGGGCGAGAAAUCAUUUAACCCUGCAACUACGAACUGGCAAGACGUGUACGGAACACGCGCACUAAAGGGACUCCCCUCAUCCUCCUCAAGCCGCAAUUGAAUCCACAGAAGCUGAGGAUCAAAGACCUACGAAAAUAGUCCGUUGACGUUAACCUAAUCAAAGAUCUUCCAGACUCUCCACUCAACCUCGCUCCACCAAAUGUGCACAUGGCCCGGAUUGUCACUUUGAUCAGAGAUUCAGGCUACUUAAUCUCACGACUUCAACUGGAGAUCGGCUCAAGUUCUAUCAUUCAUCGGUUCUGUCAUCGGCUCAUUCGUCGGCCCCGGUCACCGGGUAAAAUGCUU